Molecule: messenger RNA, 1185 nt
Organism: Cladocopium goreaui
Lineage: Eukaryota; Dinophyceae; Suessiales; Symbiodiniaceae
Source: the annotation of a GenBank genome assembly
AGGCAUCGCAAGAUGGCAGCACUAGCGAGGCAGCAAGCGGCUGCAGAAGCGGCCGAGGAGGUCGAGAUGGAUUUGCCACAUGCAGAUCCACACGCCGCCCCGCGCGCCUAUUCGCCUGCAGAGGUCAAACCCCGCUCGACAUCCUCACCUUCGGGAGGUUCAACGGCGAUCCCGGCACCGUCAGGUGUGAGGCUGUCCUCGGAGGAUGGUGCGCAGCUGAUUGGUCGGAUGGUGCUGAUUCAGGGCUUGGUACGAUCUCCGGAGUUCAAUGGUCAGUGGGGCCAUGUGGAGUCUUAUGACCCGCAGAUGCAGCGCUUCAUGGUGAGCGUGGUACUCCCAACACAGCUUCCCGGCGAAACUCCGCUCUAUGCGAAGCUCAGGCGAGAUAAUUUGAUCGUACCUCGUCAAGAGAUGCAGCCCCCUUUGGGGAGCCCCGUGCCACACCCGGGUUGCGUUUUGAACAUCGCGACGGGACGUUUGAACGUGCACUCAUGCGACACCAGCGGGAUUGUCAUGGUUUCGAUUCUAUGCCUGCUGUGUCUGGCCGUGUGCUUUUUUGGCUACCGCAUCUACAGGUUCGCCUUCGGCGUCUUCGCCUUCCUGGUGGGCUUCGGCCUCCAGGCAGCCCUCGGCUCGGCUUGGAUCAGACAGAGCGAGGGCCACGGCAUCACCGAGAAGGUGAUUGUGGUGGUCUGUGCCAUCCUAUGGGGAACUCUUUUCCUGGUACUUGCACGAAGAUACUAUGAACGCAUUCAGAAGAUCCUGGGCUACGUUGUGGGCGUUAUUUUGGGGCUGGUGCUCACCGCCGUGCUCCUGUACCUGCUGCAGAAGCCGGUGGACAACUGGAUCGGCUCCAAAUAUCAGGGCUGGCAGAGCUAUGCUGGGAUUACCCUGGGGGUUCCCAUCGCGCUGUUGACCGGCUAUGGCUGCAGAAAUUUCGUCAAGUUCUUGGUCAUGUUCAUCACCGCCUUCGCCGGCGCCGCGGGUGCCUGGCGCUGGGGCAGCUCAUUGAUCGAAUGCAAAAGUGUGGACUACGAGCCGGUUGACAGGCUCAUGGAGAAUCGGCUCUUCAACGUGGCCAUCUUCGUGGCCCUGGGGCUCCUCGGCCUGGCGGCGCAGUUCUUCUCGCAGCCACGGCGCACAGCGAAGGCCUCGGUGGCCACUCAGGAUGCUGAUCAAAGUUAA